AGAAAAUGAUAUUCGCAGCGGCUUUUGGGGCAGGCAAGCAAGCAAGCAUGAAUAGUUAAGAAGCGCGUUGAAGCAAAGAAAGAACUUAUUGAUUAUUAGAUUAGAUUAGAUGGCGGCUUUGUACAAACGUGCUUUUGGUUUGGGUUUGGGUUUGGGUUUGAAACCUCGCUUCACAAUCACCAACUUCAGUGACAUCAUUUCUUCUACUUCUCCAAUUAUCACUUCUACCAGACACGUUUCACAGGCCGUCGAUUCCAACGUUAAGCGCGCAUUCCUCGUCGAUACACUUCAACUCGUACGGAAUUUAGAAUCGAACGGUCUCCCUUCCAAACAAGCAGAAGCGAUUACUUUCGCAAUCACUGAAGUUCUAAAUGAUAGCUUGGAAAAUGUUGCUCAAUCUUUUGUUACAAAAUCCGAUAUGCAAAAGUCAGAGAUGAUUCAAGAAACAAAUCUCUCAAACUUCAAAUCUGAAGUGCAAAGUUCUCAGGAGCAUCAUUUUUCUUUGUUGCAACGCGAGACUGAAAAGCUUCGUAAUGACAUAGAUAAGAUGAGAAGUGAAUUGAGGUAUGAGAUUGACAAAGUCACUGCUGGGCAACGAUUGGACUUGAAUCUUGAAAGAGGACGCAUUCGGGAUGAGCUUGCUAAGCAAAAUGCUGAAACCAACGAGUUGACAAACAAACUUGAUCGGGAAAUCCAUGCAUUGAGAGCGCAAUUAGAAGCUGCAAAGUAUGAUGUGAUCAAAUACUGCAUAGGUACCCUUGUCUCUAUAUCUGCAGUGGGUCUUGCUGUGAUCCGCAUCAUAUUGUAGUCUUCCAUGAAAUCAAAGGUGAAUUGUAUUAUGGUUCUAAAUUUACAUUUGUUCUUGGCUUUUUGGAAAUCAAAGGAGCACCAGCAUCAUUGUUUUUCAUUGCUACAAGACCUGCAGUUCCAUUUGUAACAUUUUUUGGGUAUUUUCACAGAAUUACCCUCAAUUUCAUGUGUAGUAUCCCCCGCCCUCAUUAGCAUGCUAAAAUUGAUUGAAUUUGGUAUAGCUGAGAUUGAAUUGUUACCAAUCAGAAAGUAGAUAGAAUUAUUAUUUAUGGAUAGAAUAUUAAUGGAAGAAAUUGAAACAUCAUUGAUUCAUUGUUA
This is a messenger RNA of Trifolium pratense (red clover), 1128 nucleotides long. RefSeq names its product protein FMP32, mitochondrial-like. Gene Ontology annotation, cellular component: mitochondrion. The transcript is spliced from 7 exons. The record is from RefSeq and is a predicted model, not a curated record. The coding region runs from base 110 to 808 and encodes 232 amino acids. Lineage: Eukaryota; Viridiplantae; Streptophyta; Magnoliopsida; Fabales; Fabaceae.